Molecule: messenger RNA, 2899 nt
Organism: Acanthopagrus latus (yellowfin seabream)
Lineage: Eukaryota; Metazoa; Chordata; Actinopteri; Spariformes; Sparidae
Gene: mfsd2al2
Product: major facilitator superfamily domain containing 2a-like 2
Exons: 14
Coding region: 203-2134 (643 amino acids)
Biological process (GO): carbohydrate transport
Cellular component (GO): membrane
Molecular function (GO): symporter activity
Source: RefSeq, a predicted model, not a curated record
UCACUCACUCGCACUGUAAUUAAGAGCAGGUGGGCUGGAUAAUAACAGCCGCUCACGCUCAGAGACGAAGAAGUUGUUCAACCAGAUUUCAGUCUUCAGGACUUCAACACGUCCGUGUGAUGAUGGAGAGAGCUGCUGUUGUCUAAUACACGCAGAGGACGAUUAUAACCGCGUGUGACUUCAUUGUCUCUAACCUCAGAGGAUGAGUUGUCUCAAGGACUUUACGAGUCGAGUACAGACAUUAAAGAAUCAGUUAUUAAAACAGGCCGAGGACAGAGAGUCAUGCAGCGCAGGUCAGCAGAGGGGGUCGGGGGGGAUUCCUCUUGCCAGGAAGAUGUGUUACGCUGUGGGUGGGGUCCCGUAUCAGAUGACCACAGUAGCUUUGGGUGUUUCCCUGCAGAUCUUUCUUCUGGAUGUUGUGCAGAUGGAGGCCUCCUACGUCUCCAUGAUCUUAUUCGUGAGUCGGGCCUGGGACGCCGUGACGGACCCUCUGAUUGGAUAUCUGGUGGGCCGCAGUAACUGGACGCCCAUCGGCAAACUCACUCCAUGGCUGGUUCUUUCCUCUCCGUUUGGCGUCCUGUCCUAUCUGCUGCUGUGGUUCGUGCCGGGAGGCUCCAUGUCUCCGGCUGUCAGGGUGCUGUGGUUCCUCACGGCGGCCUGCCUGUUCGAGACCAUCAUGAGUUGCUACAACGUGCCGUACAUCUCCCUCAACAUGUUCCUGGGGGGAGAUCACAGAGACAGGGACUCGGCGACGGCCUACAGGAUGACUGUGGAGAUGGUGGCGAUGCUGUUGGCGUCUGUGAUCCAGGGUCAAGUUGUCGCCGUGUACAACACAGAGAAGCAGGAGGCCUGUCAACACGCGGACCAGGAGACUCCUCAAAGCACGUCUUCAGCGCAGAAUGCCUCCCUCCAGGGAACGCAAAAGGCUUUCCUGACCUCAGCUCUGGUCAUGGGUGCCCUGUUUUUCCUCUGCAGUCUGGUUCUCUUCCUCGGGGUGACGGAGCAGCGUGCGGCUCUCUGCUCUGAUGACAGAGUGCGACCGCCCUAUCUGACCUCGCUGAAGAUGCUGAUGUGCCACAUUCCUUACCAGCGCCUGCUGCUUGGCUUUGUGUUCAGUGCACUUGCAUUUCAGAUGUCCUUGGGUAAUUUUGCACUCUUUUGCAGUCAUGCAGCCGGGCUGGGAGCCCAUUUCCAGCACCUCCUGCUGGCUCUACUGUUGUCUGCCUCUGUCGCAGUUCCUCUGUGGCAAACAGUUCUUCUGAGAAUAGGAAAGAAGGUCACAGUUUUCAUCGGACUGUCACUCUUCAUCCCGGCUUCGAUCAUAGUCGCUUGUGUCCCCAGUAACCUGCCAGUCUUCAUGAUUAUGUGCAUUCUGAUGGGAUUCAGCAUUGCGACCGUAUUCCUGCUCCCCUGGUCCAUGCUCCCUGAUGUGGUGGACGACUUCGCAGCGAGACACCCAUCCUACAAAGACCUGGAGCCUCUGUUUUUCUCCUGCUACGCCUUCUGCAGUAAGCUGGCUGGAGGCCUGUCUGUCGGGAUCUCAACCAUGACAUUACAUUUUGUGGGCUACAGAGCUUCCGCCUGUAUCCAUGGCGACGGAGUGGUGACGGCUCUGGUUGUGUUGUUCUCGCCGGUUCCCAUCGCGCUGCUGCUGAUGGGGAUGGUCUUCUUUCGCUCCUACCCAAUCAAUGAGAGGCAAUCUUUACAGCUCCAGGAACAGCCGACAACAGUUUGCACAGAAGCUACAUCCUCCUCAUCAGAGACAAGAGAACACAACUCAGAGCGACCGACAAAUGUGCAGCCGCCUCGUGACGAUGUGACAACCACUUCACAUUCUAACACUAAGACCAACGCCACGUCGCACCAGUCAAAGUCCUCACCACGUUGUUACAAGCAUGAUAAAAAAUGCUCUGUCAAGUCAUCUGUCCCAUCUGAUGUAUCACAGAGCUGCUCUGGAGAAUACAGCGGGCCUAAAUCAGUCGUCAAGUCAGACGUAAAUCUGAAGCGUCAUGAGCAGAGACUCAGCCGGUACCCGCAGCCAGGAGAAGAUAAAUCAGGCAGAAAUGUUCCGGAGAACGAUCCUGGGACGUCAUCUAGCAGGUCGAAUGUGAAAUCUAAAGUCUCCUGGGUUUAGUGAGGCACCUUUUAUAGUUUCAGGAUUGUACGAGGUGCUUUAAUGUUCUUGCCAAAUGUUCAUGUGUCUGCAAAUGUAAGUGAGAAACCACUUGAUAUUUUAGAGGAGACCUCAUGUAAUUCCCAGCCGUGUUUCUGUUGACAAAAAACUGUUAUUUGGGCAAAAAGAGAGAUUUUCUACACACCUGAAACAAGUGUUUUCAGUGCCUAAACCUAACCAGUUCAUAAGCACAGUGUUGUUAUAACAUGAAUAAAGAAAUGUAAAGUUUCAUCAUAUUCAUGGUUUGCAGAAACAUACACUGCCAACAGUAUUUAUUUUGACUGGGUCGGCACAAUAAAUAAAGAGGCAACAUCCAGCAGAGAUACUGGGAAAGAGCUAACCUCGUCCGAAGGUAACAAAAUCGGCCUGCAGGGAGCUCCAUAGAGUCCAUCAAUAAACACAAAUGAUCUUUUCUGUUUUGUCUGUACGAAGCCCUUAUUGUAGAAACGACAACUUGUUAUUUUUCUCGUACUGGAAGGAGGAUUUGUUCAGCUUUGCGCAUGGCAUGGUUAGCUGCUAGCUGCUGCCAGUCUUUAUGCUAUGCUAAGCUAACUUCCUGUUUCCUGGCCUCAGACAUGACAGUGGUGUCAGUCUUCUCAUCUAAUGUCCUCCAUGAGACUAAAAAAAAGCCUGUUUACAGUAAUAUCCCAUGUUUGUUUGUUUGUUUUUUCAUUUACUUUUGAAUUUCAGUUUUGUUUUCUAAAUAAAGAUGAUUGAUAGGUUGAA